Molecule: messenger RNA, 4200 nt
Organism: Colletotrichum lupini
Lineage: Eukaryota; Fungi; Ascomycota; Sordariomycetes; Glomerellales; Glomerellaceae
Exons: 14
Coding region: 1-4200 (1399 amino acids)
Biological process (GO): arachidonate metabolic process
Cellular component (GO): membrane
Molecular function (GO): protein binding; ADP binding
Source: RefSeq, a predicted model, not a curated record
AUGAGCCAAGAUGAGCCAAUCUAUCUUUUGUCGUUGGACGGUGGAGGCAUCAGAGGGAUAUCAGAACUCGUCAUACUACACGAGAUUAUGAAGCGGCUACAGAAGUACUGGAGGGUUAGUUUGUCUUUCCAAUACACCGUGUUGCAAAGUUCCGCUAACAGCAGAUCGUUGGAAAGACUAAUUGCCAUCAUGUUAGGUCGCAUGGGUAUGUCGACUGAGGAAGCCAUCAACGCAUACGAAAGUUUUGCAAAGGACGUUUUUCGAAAGAAGAACCGCAGGCGGUGGUGGAACAGAACUUAUAAAGAGGAAACACUCGUCAAGAUCAUACAAGACAAUGUAACCAAGAAGAAGCUCGCAAAGACCACGAUGCUCGACGACACGAGGGAAAGGGGGCUCGCUUUUGUCUGCGCAGCCACAUAUGACGCCUACGAAGCCUACCUCUUCCGAACGUACAAAGGGAGCAGCAACUGCGCUCACAAUGUGGAAAUUUGGGAGGCGGCAAGGGCAACAUCAGCGGCACCGACAUUUUUCCACCCGAUCUCCAUCGAAGUCGAGGCGGAGAGGGACCAGUACGUCGACGGUGCCGUGACCUGCAACAACCCGGCUCGCCUUGUGUUGAGUGAAGCCGAGUCCUACUUCGGCCCGAGGAGGACGUUGGGCUUUCUUCUCAGCUUGGGCACCGGACUGAAAGUCUCCGAUAAAAAAGUCAAUGUGGUUCCUCAAGGACAGCUUGUAGAUCGUCCAGUCGUGGCCAGACAAGGCAGCGGCGCACUCUUCUCAAGAGGCACGAUAAAGAUUCUCAAGCAUGCCAAAGCAUCGCUGACUGAUUCCGAGCCUGAGCACCAAGCCCUAGAGCAACGGUUCCAGAAAACACACUACGCAUAUUGGCGGUUGAAUUUGGACCGGGGUGCUGCAGAUAUCAAGCUGAAUGAAUAUAAGAAAAUGGGGUUGUUGCGGGCGGCAACGGAGAGGUACUUACAGGACAUUGAAGUCUCUACCAGCAUCGAAAAGAUCGUCAGCAUGUUGCACAAGAAGGAGGGCGUCGACCUAUCUCUUGAUGCCGCAUGUCAUGCAGUUUCUGACGCAGCCUCGAAGCAAGCCCUUCAGCAAGAGGUUCAGAUCAACAGUAUUGCAAGCCCGCAAUUCACUGGCAGAUUAGACAUACUCAACAAGAUGGAACGACACUUUUACGAACGCCCUUCCGGAUCGUCGCCUAGAAGACACCUCCGAAUUUGGGGUAUGGGUGGAAUUGGGAAGACGCAAAUUGCCCUCAAAUUUAGAGACUUGUAUGGGUCGAGAUUUGAUCGGGUGUUUUGGAUUAACGCCGCCACGAAAGAUUCUAUCUUUGAGAGCUUCAGAUUGUUAACAGCUGAGAUUUUCGACGAAGAAGCUGGCAAGCCUAACAUCAAGAGAGUCCAGAAUUGGUUGGCGCAAAAUCAAACUGAAGAGUGGCUUCUUGUCUUCGAUAACAACGACACAAUCGACGUGAGCAACUAUCUCCCUCCGGGAAACACUGGGAAUAUCCUUUUCACCAGCAGACGGAAAGACAUGUCACCUAUCCUGGACGCCAACCAAACAAUCCCUGUCGACAUCAUGGAUGCAGAAGAUGCAGUCACACUAUUCCUCCGCGCGUCGCAAAGGCAACAGGCAAAGUCAGAAGAUGAUGAUGUCGAGAAGUACGGGAAGGCAAUCGUUCACGAGCUUGGAUAUCUCCCUUGGCCAUCGAUCAGGCCGAGACGCCGAAAAGACAUACUAGGGGACCCGCCUCUGUACCCAGGAGUGUUCGAGCACAACCCAGCUGUCUACGGUACAUUCGAGCUUUCCUAUGAUGCAUUGGAAAUGCAGUCAGUGGGAAAAGGUCGGAAGGGCCAGGCUGCUCUGAAUGCUCUUCGCGUCCUCAACAUCUUCUGCUUCUACCACAAUGAGAACAUAACGACGUAUAUCCUCAGUAGAGCAGCCACCAAUAAACAGAUGGAGACGACUUUCAUAAGCGGUGAAGAGGGUAGCAUCGCGCCGCUUCCAUUGCUCGACCUCACAGAAGAAGGUGACUGGGAUUCGACAAAUUUCAAUGACGGGAUUGCGAUGUUGAGGAGUUACUCUUUGAUCAAGAACUCUCUCCUGUACGAUGAAUCGUACUCUAUGCAUGUUUUGGUGCACUCUUGGGCUAGAGACCGAAUGAAGCCAGAAAUGCUGGUCUUCCAACGUAGAGCAGCCCGUGAGAUACUCUUCUUUUCCGUCGGGAGAAACAAUCGCCUCAUCGAAGAGCUCUUUGCCAGCCAGGUGCUGACACAUAUGCAGGCAUGUCUCGACCAGGGAGGCUCGGAGGAUAUCGAAUGGAUGAGACGAACGGAGCAAGAAGGCAAAUUCGCCCAAACACUUGCGUACCUGGGACUUUGGGACAAGGCCACCGCAGUCCUGGAGCAGAUCGUUGCCGGCAGGCAAGAAAAAUUGGAUUGCAAGGACUGGGCAAACAUAGCGGCAUUGUGGGAUCUGGCUAAAGUGUAUCGCCACUCUAGCAGGCUACGAGAGUCCGACAAAAUUUUCGGCUUGAUCUUGAAACUGCUUCCGGAAUGCCCUGACAAAACCAAAGUCAUCAGGCACAAUUUAAACAUCCAAUUCGACUGGCUAGAGUUGCUUAUUGUUCAAGCAGGAUACUUGCAAGCCAAGAUGUUGCUAGAAACCAUUAUGAAAAUAGCAAAGCCACAGGGGUGGACAUCUAAAUGGUACCACCGCGGCUUGGCAUCAUUAGCAACUAUCCUACGAAUGGAAGGCGAUACGGAGACGGCUGUCGCCCUGGAGAUGGAAGUUUACGAACACUGCAUCCGCGACGACAAAAUCGAACCGGGUCACCGCAACAUGAUGACCUCAAUGAACAAUCUUGCAGCAUUGCAUUCGGAAUGGGGGAUGCAUGAGGAAGCGCACCAACUCUGGUGUCAUUUUCUGAGCAAUGAAGAACGCCUCAGAGGCAAAGAGAACCCAAUCACCCUGCAGUCGAAGCGAAACGUCGCCACGGGCUGUGCAAAUUUGAACCGUCUUAAGGAGGCCGAGGAAAUCUUACGCGAGGUUCUAGAGGUCAGCGAAAGGGUUCUUUGGAGGACGCAUCUUGAUACGCUGGCAACAAUGGAUCAGCUGGCGGGCGUUUUGGCCCGGCGCGGUGAGACGGAGGAGGCCACUCGGCUUUGGGAGGAAUGCCUCGAAAGUUGGAGAUUAAAGGAUGAUGGUGCUGUUCUCGGGCUGGAGGACUUUCAGGCUGGUGGAAUCAUGCGUCCAAGUGGAUGGAGAUUUUAUUCUGUCAAGUUGGAGUUGGAAUUCGACACGCCUGUACUCAAGGAGAUUGCCGCCAAAAGUUUGCUUCUCUGGCGAGAGAGGGUUGCACGAAACCAAGGGCAAUCGUCUGUAAAAUACUUUCGUCAAAUUGAGGGAAAUAUCCCACAAUAUGAUCCAACGAAGCAGGUUAAGUCGGUGCCCAUUUUGCUGACAUUCCAAGAGAAGAAAGGUCACUCUUUGGAUAACAAUCGCUUUUCAAAUCAUAAAAUUGAGAUCUCGCUGUUAUGGAAUAGCCCCUUCUUCAACAGCCUCACAAGGCACAUUGUCUGCUGUACAGUGUACAAGGCUCUAUCGGGCACUGUAUGGAUCAUCUCAGUGACAUCGCAGGGGAAAAUGGCGAUUCACAUGACGAAAUCCCUAAACACUACUCACUAUUAUCUCGAACAACUUGCAUCGCGACUUCGCGCUUUCCUAUUCACUCAAUUGUCGCAGCCUCCGACCCGAAAACUUCAUCACCGCCAACACGACAUUAUGCGAUCUGCUUCAAUCCUGAGGAUGGCCUCGGCCUCCGUCUCAAAGGGCAAUGGCCUGAGGCCAACGCCGAUGGCCCUCUUGCCCCCUAUUCCGCUUUACCGUCGUCUUCUGCGCGCACACCGCAAGCAUCUUCCUUCCGAGAUGCGGGUGCUGGGUGAUGAGUACAUCAAGGCCGAGUUUCGUGCUCAUCGCACAGUAGAUAACCCGGCGCACCUGAUCGGUUUCUUGACCGAAUGGCAAUUAUACGCGCAAAAGAUUGAGGGCAACUCGUGGGUUGGCGAGAAGAUUGACCCCGUUAAGGUUGCCAAGAUGAGUGACGAACAAAUCGGCCAGCUUUAUGAGCUGAUGCAGGCAAUCAAAGAACGGCGUGAGUCAGGAGAGGGCGAGGAUCAAUCAUGA